CGUCACCCGCCCUUCUUUUUUUUGUUGCGGGUAUCAAAAACAUUUUAUUUUUUCCCUUUCUCUCUCUCUCUCUCUCUUAACAACACAUCAUAUAAAGCAUUGAGCUUCAUUAAAAGAUGACGAAUAAUAUCUUUGUACCUCAAACUUUUAACGGAGAAAGGAUGGUCAAUGUGAACUUGCCUAACCGUCGAGUAGGCUCUCAACCUGUAAACGACAAUACAACUAAUUCGCCUUCAACAUCACUGUCUAUUGCCACAACUGCAGCUGUUGCUGCGACACGACUUCGAGCGGCUCCAGCAAACGCCGCCGCCGCCGCUGCUGCUUCUGCUACUGGUUCUGCUCCUGCUUCCAAUAGUGGACCUACUGCUACUGCUGCAGAAAACACCAGCCCUAGUCCAAAACACAUCAUGAAACCUCAAGCGUCUCCUCCUUCGGCAACACAGUUUAUUAUUAGUACGCCCAUUGAUUCUCCUAGUUAUAAGCAUGAAGAAGGCUACGUACAAAAGUAUUGGUCGGAAGCCAAUAUUGCUAUUUUGAUCCAACUUCAUCGAAAGUACUACAAUGGUAUUUCCAGCGAAGACCCGAAACAAAGUGUGGAUAGUUGGAUUCAGCUUACAAAGGAAUAUAAUAGCAUUACACAUGAUGAUAGAAGUAAACAUGUCUUGAUGAGAAGAUGGGGAAAAGUGAUGAGAAAAUACAAUGCGGAGAGAAGUUGUUUAGUGGUACAACAACAAAAAUCAGCAUCUGCAGCAUCUCAACAGAUGCCAAUGGUGUCCUACUGGAACCACUUUCAAUACAUGGAUGGCUACUUGAGUCAUUUAUCUAUCCCAGAAGAUAGUUUAUAUAGCAAGAAAAGGGACGACGAUAGUGAUUAUGAUGAAGUGAUAGUAGAAACUCGUAAAAGACAACAUAACGGUGAAGAACCUAUCACGGACGAUAAGCUAAGGUGGUUAGAAAAACAACGUCUGGUGAUGGAACAAACUUUGCAAAAACAACAAGUUCAGAUAGACAUGAUGAAGAAAAAUUAUGAUUCCAUGAAUAAAAUGAACAUGAAAUUUGUCGACAUGUGUGAAAAAGUCACUAGUAAGAACCAAACAAAUGAAAGUCGUUAUUUAGAUUUAUUGGAGAAAUAUAUGGACGAUAAAUUAUUAGAGAAGAAAGAACAUGACUCUCAACCAGAAUGAAAAAUACCAAAAUAAACCUUUUUCUUUAUAUAUCCAUGUCUGUUGUGUGUGUGUGUGUGUGUUUAUGAUUGACAAAGAAUAGAGGCUGCUUCUGUACAGAUGCCAGGAUAAAUACCAUAAUCAACAUGCAUGAUUAAACAACUGGGACCAGUCAGUGAAUAGCUAUCGCCGUUCCAAGUUCCAAUGAUAAUACGGUUUUGGCUCAUGGCUUUUAAUUUUUCCGUAAUCGCCUCAAGACUAUCACUGGUUACUGUGGCAAUCGUGGCUUGAUUUUUUUGACAUGCAGCACCGGCUGCUACUAGACUGUUUUCAUUCUUAUUUAUCACAUUAAAGUUUUUACCAUUCACGCUAAAUUGAGAGCCAAUAGGUUGUUGGCUAGGUAAAGGCGAAGGCUCAUCCACAAAGGGGAAAAGAUCAGACCCGGCUUCAAUAUCCGGUAAAAGAUUGGUAGCUUCUGGUAUAGUAGUACUAGUUGUAGGUGGUGCUGGAGCCACAGG
Mucor mucedo is the source of this 1681-nucleotide messenger RNA. RefSeq lists its product as uncharacterized. Bases 117 to 1184 code for a protein of 355 amino acids. The record is from RefSeq and is a predicted model, not a curated record. Lineage: Eukaryota; Fungi; Mucoromycota; Mucoromycetes; Mucorales; Mucoraceae. The transcript has a single exon.